AGGAGCUGGAGAAACGCCCUGGGAGAGUUCCACCUGGAACAGACGUCUCCUCAAUGAGCGCUGGUUUGCCGGGUGCGGGCCUCGAGCAGUACGAGGAGAGGCUUCGAAACUUGAAGGCCGACGCGCUGGAGAAGGAUGCUCGACUCCUCGACGCCGAAAAGAAGUUGGAUCACUUGGCCAAGGGCAUGGGUGCAGAGGCCAUUCUGGCGGAGAAUCGCCAGCUGGCGCGCGAGGCCUCCGAGAUGAAGCGACAGGUGGCGGAGGCCAAGCGGGAUUUGUCCGUCUACCUGUCCGAGGCGGCAAGCAUCGUCUAUGAGAACGACCUCCUCCGUGGUCUGGCCAACGUGAAGCCCGGGCAGCUGAAACUGCAAGACUUCAAGUUAAAGGACAAGGUGACCUCCGCCAAGGCGACGGCGGUCGCCAAGCACCUGGAGAAGGAGGUGGCGGACUUGGAGGCGGAGCGUACCAAGCUCAAGCUCCGUGUGCGACAGCUCUCUGAAUUGGCGGCCGAGAAGGUGUCCUUGUUGCAUGACUUGCAGCCUGAACAAAUGCUACAACUGGAGGAGAUCGCCGCGCGCAUGCGCCAAGGGAAGUUGGAGCUGCCUUUGGAUGAUCAAAGCCGCGUGUUGAAGGAAGAGCGCGAUGAGCUGAAGAAACGCUUGAGCAUGAAAGAUCAUGAAAUUGCCCAGCACAUUGACAGGAAAGUGGAUGAAGUGCUGCAGAAACAAGGAAAGACCAAAGACUUGGAAGUGAAGUUGGAAGCAAAGGAUGUGCGACGCUACUAGUAGCAAAGGGCAUCGCUACGAACAGAGCAAGGACGCUACGAACGGG
Durusdinium trenchii is the source of this 831-nucleotide messenger RNA. The record is from the annotation of a GenBank genome assembly. Lineage: Eukaryota; Dinophyceae; Suessiales; Symbiodiniaceae.